Molecule: messenger RNA, 1530 nt
Organism: Pseudomassariella vexata
Lineage: Eukaryota; Fungi; Ascomycota; Sordariomycetes; Amphisphaeriales; Pseudomassariaceae
Product: CRAL-TRIO domain-containing protein
Exons: 2
Coding region: 92-1306 (404 amino acids)
Source: RefSeq, a predicted model, not a curated record
CACAAUUUACGUACAAACAACGUCUCCCGCCUCCACUAUCUCCGAAGCAUACUGUUCGAAUAAAGGAAUAUAACUGUCUACAACAAAAACAAUGUCGCAACAAAUACCCGAAGGUCACGUUGGUUGUCUCAAUUUCGAGCAGGAAAAGAAGCUGCAGGAAGCAUGGCUGCAGCUUGGUGCUAUUUGCGGUGUGCUACCACCUCAAGGCAUUGAUGUCUCCCGGAUCAAAACGAGCACCGUCGAUGGAGCUACAGACGACAAUGACAAGUAUGGCCAAACUAAAGAGUUCCAACAGUACCUGGCUGAGGAGCCACCCGAAGGAAUCCGCAAGACCAUCUGGUCCAUGACCAAAUGCGACCACCCGGAUUCUCUUGUUCUACGAUUUUUACGGGCCCGUAAGUGGCAUGUUAACAAGGCUAUCAUCAUGCUCGUAUCGACCAUAAAGUGGCGACAGGAUAUGCGCAUUGAGGAUAAUGUUACUUUGCAAGGAGAAGCAGUCGCCCUCAAGGAAUCCAUGACGGACGACGAGAACGGCUUCAUGCUACAGUAUAGGUCCGGCAAGAGCUACGUGCGAGGACUUGACCUCCAUUACCGCCCUGUUUAUAUAGUGAAAGCGAGACUACACAAUCCCAGUGCCCAGUCGGAUAAGGCUAUGGAAACGUACAUUCUCCACACCAUUGAGAGCAUUCGAGUUCUUGUCAGGGAUCCCUAUGACACAGCUUGCCUUAUAUUCGACUUAACUGGGUUCGGGCUGAAAAACAUGGACUUUGCCGCCGUCCGUUUCAUCGUCAAUGUCUUCGAGGCAAGAUAUCCUGAGACGCUUGGGGUGGUUCUGGUCCAUAACGCUCCGUACAUCUUCCAAGGUAUCUGGAAAAUCAUCAAGGGGUGGCUUGAUCCUGUUGUAGCUGCGAAGAUCGUUUUCACCCGCUCCACAGCAGAUCUGACAAAAUAUAUAGCCAGUAAGAGUCUCCAGGUUGAGUACGGAGGCGAUGAAUCCUGGGAGUACCGAUACGUAGAGCCAAAUCCUGGGGAAAACGGCAAACUUGAUGACCACGAUGCCAGAGACAAAAUUCAAGCGGAGCGAGACGAAAUCAUACACAUGUUCGAGACUGCCACUGCCGAGUGGGUGUUGCUUGACCCAGAGACACAGGCUGCCAAAGAGGUGGCAUCCAAACGGGCAGAACUUGCAGAAAAGUUGCGUGUCAACUACUGGCAGCUCGAUCCUUAUAUCCGGGCCAGGACAUUCUACGACCGCAUUGGCGUAUUAGAUCAGGACGGCAAGGUUAACUUUGCCAAAGCAGCGUAGCUGCUGUCCCAACUACAACUUUAUCAGUGCGGCUUCUUCGUUUCGGUCAGCACACCACGCGUCAUUCCAUUUCUUGCGUUGUUGCUGCAGGCUACCCCAAAAAAACCCAAACACGGUCCCUGAAACCAAUAUUAAAUCACGUCUUUAGCUGAUACUACGUGGCUAAGAACAAGCCUCCUGCACUCUCAUUACUCAAACUUGCCAAUCGACCAUGUAUCUUGGAC